CCUUUCCCCACAUAAACCGGGGAGGCCAUUUCUUUUAAUUGUAACCGUUUGGGAAUGGUUUCCUUAAACGUCGCGUAAAUGAAGAAAAAAAAUGAGGGUAUUUUAAAAAGAAACCCAAGAUUUAAAUUGAAGGGGAAACAAGGGAGACCUCCCUUCCUUUUUCCUUGAGCAUGUUCCCAUGUGAAGAUUUGUGCCGGUGCUGCAUGAACAGUGCUUAAUCUCUCCUUUAAGUGUGAUGCCUGAAGUCAAAGUACAGUAGUGUUGAAAAAUGGCUAAAAGAGUGGCAGAAAAGGAAUUGACUGACAGGAAUUGGGAUCAAGAAGAAGAAACUGAGGAGGUGGGAACUUUUUCAGUUGCCAGUGAAGAUGUGUUGAAGAACAGAGCUAUUAAAAAGGCAAAGCGCAGAAAUGUGGUUCUUGAGUCCGAGAGUGGUGGAGCUUUUAAAGGGUUUAAAGGUUUCGUUUUACCCUCUGGAGGUGGUGGAUUUUCUGGCUUUGGCAAUGGUACCGGAACUAAGCCUUUAGGAGGACUAUCCAAUGGCAGCAGCAGCAUUACAUAUAAUUCUUCAUUCACCAACUUAAGAACAGGUGCUGAAACCCAGACUACAUUCAGCUCUGUGAUGUCUGGUGUUUCAAUGAAUAGUACUGUGGCUGAGAAGAAGCCUGCAAGUAUGGAAGCAAAUGGUGAGAGCCAACAGCCAUUGUCAUCCAGUUUCACUCAAAAUAAAACGUACAGCUCUGAUGUUUACCAUAAACAGUUAGCGGCUCUGAACUGUUCCGUGCGUGACUGGAUAGUAAAACAUGUAAAUGCCAAUCCGCUUUGUGACCUGACACCGAUCUUCCGAGACUAUGAGAAGUAUUUGGCUGAAAUAGAACAACGUGGAAUCAGUAGUGACAAUAGCUCCGAAUAUGACAAUAACAAGGCAACUGGAGCUCAGCCUGCCUCUGUGUUUGGGAGUGCAAAUCUUCAGCAAGGUUCAACAUUUUUCUUUAACAACAAAUCUGAAGAUACAUUGGGGAAGAAAACUGAAUCAGAAAAGAAAGCAGAACCAAAACUAGAGUCUACAUCAACUGUCUCAUUCACUUUUAGCAAGAGUCUUGACAACUCUGGUGUGAAUUCUGGUCCAUUGCCCAGUUUCUCAUUCUCUGGAAGUGCAGGAUUAUUUGGAAAAGAUGUAAACCAAGGCAAGAUUAUUCCUUCAUUUUCCAGCAGUGCAAUAGAUACCCAGGCAGAAAGCGGUGGCACUGAGGAUAAAGGGGGUGAUGAUGAAGAAGAGGAGCCACCAAAAGUAGUCAUUAACGAAGUAAAGGAGGAAGAUGCCUACUACUCAAAGAAAUGCAAAAUCUUCUACAAGAAAGAUAAUGAGUUUAAAGAAAAAGGAGUGGGAACACUACACUUAAAAAACGCUGGCAAUGAGAAGACUCAGCUUUUAGUACGAGCAGAUACUAAUUUGGGCAACAUAUUGCUGAACAUUUUGGUGCCACCUAAGAUGCCAUGCUCAAGAACAGGAAAGAACAACGUUCUUAUUGUCUGUGUUCCAAAUCCACCCAUUGAUGAGAAGAAUGCCACUGACCCUGUUCCUAUCUUGAUAAGAGUAAAAACAAGUGAGGAUGCAGAUGAGUUGCACAAAAUUUUGCUGGAGAAAAAGGAGGUCUAACAUUAGUCUGUUGAAUGUUAUGAGGGAAAUUUGCCAAACUGCUGCUGCUCAUUUUCCCCCCUCUCCUCUUGACUGUACUAGUAACUUUUUAACUCACUCCUCUGACAUUCUAAGGACUAUCUUAGGAAUUUUGAAGGGUUUCCCUGAGGAGGGAAAGAAACUAAGAAGGUCAAUAAAAGCUUUAACCUAAA
Molecule: messenger RNA, 1848 nt
Organism: Pogona vitticeps (central bearded dragon)
Lineage: Eukaryota; Metazoa; Chordata; Lepidosauria; Squamata; Agamidae
Gene: NUP50
Product: nucleoporin 50
Biological process (GO): protein import into nucleus
Cellular component (GO): nuclear pore
Source: RefSeq, a predicted model, not a curated record